Messenger RNA from Dendroctonus ponderosae (mountain pine beetle), 1683 nucleotides. RefSeq names its product L-dopachrome tautomerase yellow-f2 (gene Y-f). Lineage: Eukaryota; Metazoa; Arthropoda; Insecta; Coleoptera; Curculionidae. The transcript is spliced from 6 exons. Bases 279 to 1625 code for a protein of 448 amino acids. Gene Ontology annotation, cellular component: extracellular region. The record is from RefSeq and is a predicted model, not a curated record.
UUGCAUGUUAUUUAAGUGCUUCUUUACUGUGUAUAAUUAUGUUUCAGCAUUCUGAUAAAAUUAGCCUGUGAAAGAAAACCAUUAAAUUCAAUCACACUGGAAAACGUAAACAAGAAUUAAAUUUACUUCUAUAUUUGUAGCAGUACCACAAGAUCCCGACUUAGUUCAGUUCCAGCUGGUAAAACGAUAGCAAGCCGCUCUUUGAAAUUACAUCAGUUUGUGCAUUUCACAAUAUAUGUUGUCGACCUAUCGGAAAAUUGUUUGCUAAGGUUGCUAAAAUGCAUUUAAUUAGCGUUGUUUUGUUCACAUUUUACGCGGUACCGUUUGUUUUAAGUGCCGGUUUAAAUGAGGAAUUCACCUGGAGUAGCAUCAGUUUUCAAUGGCCUGAAGACAGUCAGCUAAGUUCCAGAUUCAAACAGCCAAGACAUAAAAAGACGAAUGAGAAUGCUCCAAUAUUUUUCGAUGGAGAAACAAAUGCAGCAAAUGUUGCCCGAAGAAAUUCAUCAAACAUGCCAAGCCAGCUUUCUGAAUCGAUGCAAGUACCGGCUUCGAUCGAUUACCAAUACGCUAAUAACGUUCCUAUGGGCGCAAAUGUUUGGAAAGAUAAGCUAUUCGUCACAAUCCCCAGAAGAAGACUGGGAGUGCCUUCGACUCUUAACUAUGUGCCACUGAGCAGUGCUCAGAAGCAUAACGUGCCUCUGAUCCCAUAUCCCAGUUGGAAUCUCAAUCGGUUUCCAGACACGAGCGGAUCAGGAGAAAAUUUCGUUUCAGUUUACCGAAUUGCUAUUGAUGUGUGCGACAGAAUGUGGUUUGUGGAUACUGGAAUAGUAGAAACUCUUGGUAACCGAACAACGGUAAAACCUCAUCAGAUUAUAAUCAUCAACCUUCAAACCGACGAAGUAAUCCACAGAUUUAGCUUACCAGAAAACGUGAUAACUCCGGCCACAAUUUUGGCUAGUGUAACAAUUGAUACACCCAAAGGAUCGUGUGGAGAUGCUUUUGCAUAUUUUCCAGACUUGGCUGGUUACGGUCUCAUAGUGUAUAGCUUGAGAGAAAAUCGCGCCUGGAGAGUUCGUCACAAUUACUUCUACUUGGAGCCAAUGGCAGGAGAUUUUAAUAUUGCCGGAUACUCAUUUCAAUGGAACGAUGGCAUUUUUAGCGUCGAACUCACCGAUAUCAAAUCGAACGGUUACCGAGACUUGUACUUUCAUCCAAUGGCUGGUACUCAUAUGUAUAAAGUGUCCACGAGAAUCUUAAGAAACGAGGCUAUGGCAACUAGAGCCUAUCAUGACGAUGAUUUCUCGAUUGUUGGUGACAGAGGACCUCGAUCUCAAACCUCGACCGCUGACAUUCACAAACCAACAGGAACCAUGUUCUUAGCGUUAGUAAAUCAAAAUGCUGUUGGAUGCUGGAAUGUUAACAAGGACUUGAAGACUUUGUCUGUUGUUGCCAAAGACGAUCAACGCAUGAUUUAUCCAUCGGAUGUUAAGAUUGUCGGCGACAAAGUUUACGUCUUGACCAAUACUAUGCCACGUUUCCUCUAUGGGCAACUGGAUUACAAUGUGACCAAUUUCAGGGUGUGGACGAAUGAUGUAAGAAGUGCCAUUCGCGGCACUCAGUGUUAAGCUAAGCGAUUUUAUAUGUUUUGUAUUUGAUUUUUUUAUAUAUUUACUGCUCAGAGUA